CACACACACAAUAGCAAUGGAGGGUUCAGCACAAAUCACUGUAUCGGAAUCUCAUUCAAUUGAGGAGGAAAAGACACCGAUGUCAUGGGAUGAAAUAAUAGAAAAAAGUUUAUCAAAUUUUGGUUGGAUGGAUUUCUUUCAAGCUGUUCUUGUAGCAUUUGCUAUGUUCUUUGAUGCACAACAGUCAUUCAUAAGCAUUUACACUGAUAAUUACCCAAAAUGGCACUGCACAAACACAAACACAAAUUCAUCAUGUACUUCGUCCUCUGAUAUUUGCAAACUCUCAAGAUCUUCUUGGUCUUGGGACACACACCCUUCAAACACAAUCAUUUCUCAUUGGAAUCUUGAAUGUGCUAGCACAUUCAUCACAGGUUUACCACAAUCUUCUUUCUUCAUAGGUUGUUUUUUUGGCUUUUCCUUUCUUGCAGCAUUAGCUGAUUCAUCUUUUGGUCGAAAAAACAUGUUAUUCUUUUCUUGUGUUCUGAUGUCAAUAACUUCCAUUCUGAUAAUCUUUUCCACUAAUGUUUGGAUUUACUCUGCCUUGAAAUUCUUGAUCGGUUUCUGGCGUUCAUCCAUUGCCACGUGUGUUCUUGUUUUGCUUACCGAGAAAGUUAACGCAGAAUGGCGAUUUAGGGUUGGAAUUCUUGAGUAUUUUACUUUCACAAUGGGAUACAUGUGUUUACCUGGUUUCGCUUAUAUUAACCGAAACUCUUCUUGGAAAUCUCUCUACCUUUGGUCGUCAAUCCCUGCUAUAUGUUACUCUGUCAUUGCUUAUUUCUUCGUUACUGAGUCGCCAAGGUGGCUUAUUAUGCAAGGUCGAGAGAAAGAAAUUAUAAAAAGGCUCAAAAGAGUUUUAUCAAAAGAAAGUGUUGAUGAUGAUGAUAACACUAAUCUAGGUUCGAGUUUACCAAAACCACCCACAAAAGAAAAGGUUACAAUUUUUCAACAUUACUCUUCAAUAGGUGAAUUGAUUCAUAAAAGAUGGGCUCUUAUAAGAAUAAUAGCUGUUAUGAUUCUUGGAAUUGGAAUUGGAAUGGUUUAUCUUGGUAUGCCACUAGCAGUUGGAAAUUUGGGAUUCAAUAUUUAUUUGGCUGUGGUUUUUAGUGCUUCAAUGGAAAUACCCUCAUGUGUAGCAACAUAUUUCUUGGAAAACUAUAGAAGAAAACCUUCAAUUCUUGUUUUCUCAAUCUUAGGUGGAAUUUGUUGUGUGAUGUGUGCUGUUGUUGAGAAUAGAGUACCAACAGUUAAAGUGGUGUUAGCAAUGGUUGCGUUUUUCGGCGCUUGUACGGCUUAUAAUGUGUUUCUAAUAUACAUUAUAGAGUUGUUUCCGACAUGUGUGAGGAACACAACAACUUCGUUGGUGAGACAAGCGAUUGUGUUCGGUUGCAUAUUCUGUCCCUUUUUGAUAUCUGCUGGGAGGAAAAAUAAUAUUUUCUCUUAUGGUGUGUUUGGAGUUGUUAUCAUGUUGUCCAAUUUCACAUUGUUGUGUUUGCCAGAGACCGAAGGGAUUGUUCUUUGUGAUACAAUGGAUCGGCAAGAGAAGAAAGAAAUAGCUCUAUGUGAUACCAUGAAUCAAGAAAAAACAUAAAAUGUUUUCUUGUAAGAGGCGUUCAUUUUCAUUCAAACCAAUUAGUUCUAAGGUUGUAGUUUUUUUUUUUCUUGGUUAAAUUUAGUAGUGUUCAAUCAAUGUACUUUUUUCUUGUCAAGUAUGGUUAAUAAUGAUACAUUUUAAGUUCUAUAUAUUGUGCAUUCCAUUAAUGGAUCUGUACAAUACUACCAUAAGCCAAUAGGUAAAUGCAAUUUGACUGCAAAUUUCCUGAUUGUGACACUCUUAAUUGUAGAAUGUUA
Medicago truncatula (barrel medic) is the source of this 1848-nucleotide messenger RNA. Its product is annotated as organic cation/carnitine transporter 3. Gene Ontology annotation, molecular function: transmembrane transporter activity. NCBI's taxonomy places the organism in Eukaryota, Viridiplantae, Streptophyta, Magnoliopsida, Fabales, Fabaceae. The transcript has a single exon. Gene Ontology annotation, cellular component: membrane. The coding region runs from base 17 to 1588 and encodes 523 amino acids. The record is from RefSeq and is a predicted model, not a curated record. Gene Ontology annotation, biological process: transmembrane transport.